Molecule: messenger RNA, 492 nt
Organism: Lizanozyma spartinae
Lineage: Eukaryota; Fungi; Ascomycota; Pichiomycetes; Serinales; Debaryomycetaceae
Gene: PAM18
Product: Pam18p
Exons: 1
Coding region: 1-492 (163 amino acids)
Biological process (GO): protein import into mitochondrial matrix
Cellular component (GO): PAM complex, Tim23 associated import motor
Molecular function (GO): ATPase activator activity
Source: RefSeq, a predicted model, not a curated record
AUGUCUAACACAUCGAUGGAGAUCCCCACUUUGGCCAUACCCGGCGAGACAUCGCAACUGCAACAACAGCAACUGCAACAACAACAGCAGGCCAUGUAUACCGGCCAGCUUCAAAGAAAGAAGGCGCAAGAAGGAUCUGCUGAAUGGUACUUCGAUAAAGCAUCUGAAUGGGUUGGAGAACAUCCAUAUUUAACUGGAAUUGGAUGUUUUGGAAUAGCAUAUGUUAUUGCUGGUAGAUUCAAGUCCAGCCAACCGGGUUUAAACGGCAAGGCGUUCAUUAAAGGAGGGUUUGGACAAAAGAUGUCAGCCAAGGAAGCAUUACAGAUUUUGAACUUGAAGGAAUCAACAUUAACGAAAGCUCGUUUGAAGGAUCAACAUAGAAAGUUAAUGAUGGCUAAUCAUCCAGAUAAGGGAGGAUCUUCAUACUUGGCCACUAAGGUGAAUGAAGCAAAGGAUUUCCUUGAAAAGAGAGGAGGCAUGAAAGAUAAAUAG